This is a messenger RNA of Dunckerocampus dactyliophorus (ringed pipefish), 7110 nucleotides long. It is a transcript of the gene zcchc2, whose product is annotated as zinc finger, CCHC domain containing 2. Bases 173 to 3511 code for a protein of 1112 amino acids. The record is from RefSeq and is a predicted model, not a curated record. Gene Ontology annotation, molecular function: nucleic acid binding; zinc ion binding. The transcript is spliced from 14 exons. Lineage: Eukaryota; Metazoa; Chordata; Actinopteri; Syngnathiformes; Syngnathidae.
GAUCGACACGUAUAUCGAUCCGCCCACCCCUACUAUCCAGCCGCGUAAUGGCGAGCUAACAGCAGCACGACUGUAAACGACUUAAUUCCAUCUUCUUUGAAGACGUGAAAAAGGCUGAAACAUGUCGGUCAUGUAGUUGUAUCCCUCCGCAAUUCUGACUUUGAAUCCGAUAAUGCCGAAGAUGAAACUACCGAUGAAAACGGGCGACGAAGGUGGCGACGAAACGCCAGAUGAAGAUUCAUUGGAUCGGUCGGAACACCAACACAUCCCCGGGACGGGUUCGGCCAGACCUGUAGAUCCAACCCAGCUGGACAAGGAGACUGUUUUUGAGUGGUUCGGCCUUCACCUCAACCCCGCCAGGAGGAUCGAGUUCAUGUGCGGGCUGAUGCAUAUGUGCCAACCCCUGGAGCUCCGCUUUUUAGGCUCGUACUUGGAGGACCUCGCCCGGAAAGACUAUCACGUUUUACGGGACUUUGAUUUUCGCGCUAAUAAUCAGCAGGAGUUGUCGGUUUUAACGGACGUGAUCGACCCGGUAGUGAGGGCCAAACUACUGGUGUGUGUGUCGCUGCUAGGGUCUGACAGCAGGGAAUGUGCUGGGGUACUCUUUCGCAUUCUGAGCCAUGUAGACCCGGCCCUGUUCUACAAGAACUACUCCCUUCCUCCAUUCAGGGACCCUCACCACCUCUCCUUCCACUCGGCGUGUCAGGACGGGAAUAUGUGCCGGAGGACGGAGCCAACCUGCGGCUUCUCAACUACAGAUAUCCCCGCCGGACCUUUGAACCAGUUAGCGCUGCUUUUCACUAUGGCGUCGCUACACCCGGCUUUCCAUUUCCACCAGCGGGAGGCGCUUCGGGAGCAGCUGGAUAAAAUUGAGGUUGCAAUAGAAGAGGAGGGACGUCGUCUUGUUAUGAACGCAAAAACAACUGAGAUGCCAGGCCAGAAAGGUGAAUACCUGCCCUCCUCGUCCCUCUUGGGGGAAUGUGCAGACUCCCAUCCUCCCUGUCAAAGCCGACGCUCCAGACGGCGGGCGAUAAAACGAGAAGCGGUGCAUAUUGAGGGAAUUGUGCUGAAGUGCAUAUCUCGGACCAGAAUAGACAAGGAAUACACCUUUGAGGUGAAGUGGUCCGACUCUUCCUCUAGUAAUGUGACCAAAACUCAUCUGGAACUGGAGAAUUUCCUUUUUAAGCUUCCUAAAGAUCAGUGCACUGAGACUUUUGAGAAGGGCCUGCUGAGGCUUUUGAGCCAGGGGGACCAUUAUGAGAGCAGAGAGGUCGAGGAAAGCCUCAGGGAAAAGUUCCUAGCUGCCCCUCCUGUUUUCAGACAGACCAGAAAGGUGUGCAGCUUCUUCAAUUGUGACUCCAGUUACUCGACAAAACUCUCUUGCUGCCGAUGCAACUCUCAGAUGGGGAAAAACUUCCAAGGAGAUUGUUCUGACGCAUCCAGUCAGGACGAAGAAUCAUACAGCCAGGGGCACAAGAAAAAGCAUGGAGCCAAGAGCACAAGUCAAUGUCUGUCUUGUGCAAAAGGCCCUCAGGGAGAGAGUCGAAGGGGGACUCACGCUGCCGAGCUCAGUGGUCCAGCAGAAAGGAGGAAGAGAGGCUGCACCCUGAGGAGCAUGCAGGAAUCCGAACAGGACACACAGAAGAGAAGCCACCCAGUCGCCAAGACUAAGAACAGAGUCCUGCCCCCUGACAGAGACAUUGCAAAGGGAUCCUGUGUGACCAAUGGUAAUCUGGUACCAAAUGUUUUGUCUCAAAAGAAAGGUUUGGUUGCAGUUGAGGGUUCCGGUCUGGACACGUUUGGUGAAACGUCAUCAGAGAGCUACAGCUCCCCAUCGACUCCCCAACACAGAGGAGCAGAGAGCCUGGAAAGCGAGGACGAUAACGACAAAGACACCGACAGCCACUCUGACGACUCCUGCAAAUUACCCGGCCCCGGCGUGUUCUUCGCGCAGCAGACUGACCCAAGCGUAGUGGAGAAGGUCAUGUCUGUCCAUCCUUUACCUCCCAACAACCACACAGCCCUGAUGGACUUCCCAGGCCCGGACAACAACAUGCAGUUUCCCCGUCUUUCCUUAAUGCAUCGUCUGCCUUAUGUGCUCCCGAGUGGUGCCUGUGACCCUCCACUUGCAGUGCCUCCACCUCCCAGCCUAAGUGUUCUCCCAGAUGGAAAGCCACCUUCUGGUCCAAUGGUUAUGCAGAUGCCUCCAGUGGCUCCAGUUCAGUCGGGCCCUGUAGAAACAGAGAAAAGGGACAUCAUCCCAACUUUUGGGAUCCCAUCUAUUGGUUUCCAACUUUUAGGAGGCACUGGUGUGCAGCCUGUGGUCCAGAGGUUCAAAACAUCCUUGCCACAUAGCCAAGGUGGUCAUGAUGGAGUGUCAGGGAGCACUUCUACUCCUGUCACCUCACAGCCUGCACAGCAAGCCCCAGCGCGAGGAGCUAUGAGCGUCUCGUCUUACCCCACCUCCCCUGCUACGCCUCUGCCUUGUCAGGAUGUCGCCACUAUGACUCCACCGUCACUGCCUCUGGGAGAGACUUCACAAACCAAACACCCUGCUUUAACCUUACCUUCUGGUCUGCCGUCACCUUACAGCGUGCCCCCUGGAGGUGCACCUGCAGCUACUGGAACAGUUUCUUCUCCUGGACACGUGCAAGCUGCUGUUCCUCCAGCCGUACCCACACACACGCCAGGCCCCGCCCCCAGCCCCAGCCCAGCACUUACUCACAGCGCGCCACACAGCGACUGCAUGUCAUUCAGCAACACCAGUGCUUCCUGUGGAAGCGGCCCUGGCAAUCCUCUUGCUUUUCAACAAACCCACCACCAAGUCCCUCCCCAGCCGCCGGCACCGCUGCCAUCGCCACAGCAGCUGAUGGGCUGCGGGACCUGCGGCUGCCACAACAACUGCGGCGGCCGAGGCAGCAGCAACAGCGUGAGCGGCUGCCAAGCGCCGCUGUUCUUCCCCAACCACCAAAUGGCGGCAGCGGCGGCGGCGGCAGCAGCGGCACGCCAGGUCGUUCCACCGCCUCUAUUCCAACUCACAAGCCUGUGCAUCAACAGCUACCUCACCCAGGGCCAGCAGCCGCCCCACCAGGCCAACGGGGGUGCCUCCCUGCCCGCCUUCUACCCCACGGCCCCGCCCCCCUACGGCCCCCUCCACUCGCAUUCUCACAGCCACACAGACGUGCCGUCACACAUGCUGAGCACCCAGGUGGUGGCGGCCGCGGCGGCCGCGAGCUACAACCUCCAGCAGCAGAUGACGCCGGCCGCUUCGUUUUUCCAGCGCGUUUACCAGCAGGCCUACCCAAAUCCCCUCGGCAUGCUCCCCACUGCUGCCCUGGGGGGCGGUGGCGUUAACAAGAAGAACGGGAGCAUGUCUUGUUGCAACUGCGGCGUGACCGGACACUACGCUCAGGACUGCAACCAGCCCUCCAUAGACUCCUCACAGCCAGGUAGCUUCCGGUUAAGGUACUCGGCUUCCCACGUUUCCGAAGCACUUGACAGCGCUUACUGAAAAAGUCAAACCGAUGAAGAAGUUGUUUCCACAGGGAUGGUAAACUGUGUGUGCGUGCGUGCGUGCGUGUGUGUGUAACGGUGGUUUAAAAACACACAAAACCUGACCUGCUAAGGGCUCAGCGGACAAAUCUGAAGACGGUUGUGCCUGAAUCUUGUUGAGAAGAAUUGUCUCAUGAGCUUACAAGUCCUUUCCUUUCAGUUGAGUUUGGAUGUUUUUGCACUGAGGGUUGGGAAACAUUUAACUUAUUAUUACUUGAUUGUUGGUAUCGUUAAGAGAACUUUUUUAAAGUGACCGUCAGCCUGGGCCACAGCGAUUUAAAAACACCAUAUUUAUGCUUUGUCAACAUUUACUGGCCAUAGGAAGAUUUUACUCGUUUCAAGGAUUAAAACGAUAAUCAAAGUGUAACGUUAAGAACUUGUUCUGUCUUUUGACUUCACGUUUUUGAAUGUCCACUUCAUGUAAGGAUGGGAGACGUCAUGCUUUUUAUCGCCACUCAACGGCUGUGUCUCAAAUCAGAUACUUCCAUCAGUACACUUGCAUCGCGAUACCGUGUAGCCUGUGUACUUACUUUGAGUGCCCAAAGUUUGACAGCAGUGCUGACCCACUUAGGUCAGUGUACUGUGCUGUGUACUUCCAGAGUGUGCACUUUGUGACAGUAGCGCUGACCUAAAUACACUUAAAUAGCUAUACUGUGUGUACUGCGUGCUUAGUUCCUGAGUGUGUAAAUUUUGUGAGUGUAGUGCUGUCCCAAAUCCAUGACGGUCGAUGUGCACUUACCGGAAAUGAUGUCUCAAAUGGAAUACUGUAAUUUCUUCAGUACACUUACAUAAGUACACUGCAUACUUAAUUCCUGAGUGUGCAAAGUUUGUCAGUGUAGUGAAAUCCAUUUUUGUCGAUGCACACCUAAAAUGAUGUCGCAAAUGGAGUACAGUACUUUAAGUACACUUAAACAGUACACUGUGUGCUUACUUCCUGGGUGAACAAAUUUUGUCGGUGUAUGGCUGUCCCAAAUCCAUUACUGUCAAUGCAACACUUACCGAAAAUGUCUCAAAUAGAAUAUGGUAUUUUCUUCAGUACACUUAAAUAAGUACACUGUGUGCACUGUGUACUUAGUUCCUGCAUCUGUUGAUGCGCACUUACCAGAAAUGUCCCAAAUCCAUUACUGUCGCUGCGCACCUACCGGAAAUGAUGUCUCAAAUAGAAUACUGUAUAUUCUUCAGUACACUUACAUAGGUACACUGCGUACUACUUUGCGAGUGAGCACAUUAUGACAGUGCAGUGCUGUCCCAAAUCCAUUACUGUCGAUGCGCACUUACUGGAAAUGAUGUCUCAAAUGGAAUUUUCUUCAGUGCACUUAAGUUGGUAUACUGUGUACACAGUGCACUUUGUUUGAGUGUGCAAAUUUUGAGCGUACACAUUACUGUGGACUCUAAAUUGUCCAUAAGUAUGAAUGUGAGUGUGAAUGGUUGUUUGUCUAUAUGUGCCCUGCGAUUGGCUGGCGACCAGUCCAGGGUGUACCCCGCCUCUCGCCCGAAGUCAGCUGGGAUAGGCUCCAGCAUACCCUAGUGAGGAAAAGAAUGGACGGACAUUACUGUGCAUGCGCACUUACCGGAAAUUAUGUCUCAAAUGGAAUACUUCGUUCAGUACACUAAAAUACUAUUAGUGACCAAAUUUUCACAGUAGUGCUGCCCCCAGUUGAUUACUGUUGAUGCGCACUUACCGGAAAUGAUGUCUCAAAUACAGUAUUUUCAUCAGUACACUUAACUUCGCAAACUGCACACAGUGUACUUUCUUCCUGAGUGCUCACGUUUUGACAGUGUAGUGCUGUCCCAAAUCCAUUAUUCUCUAAAUGCACUUACUGGAAGUUAUGUUUCAAAUGGAAUCCUUUGGUCAGUACACUUAAGUCAGUACACUGUGUAAUUAGAUCCUAAGUGCACAAAUUUUAACUGUAGUGCUGUCCCAAAUUCAUGACUGUCGUUGCGGACUUAUUGAAAAUGAUGUGUCAAAUGUAAUUUUUCCAGUACACUUAGGGUAUAGCGUUUACACUGUGCACUUAGUUCUUGAGUGUGCAAAGUCAGUCCCAGCUCGAUUACGGUUGAUGAUGCGCACGCAUGGGAAAUGCUUCUGUUCACGACUCUCCACCGCAAACGGGUCGCCGUUAUUUCAAGUUAGCCGCCCACCCGCUGUGAAGUCACCAAUACCGUCAUGGUGGUUUUGGCGCUGCAUUUUUGCUGUACUCGGUAGCAACACACUUAGAAGUCUGAGUACGGAAGUGCAUGAAUUGAGACACAGCUAAUGAGUUCAUAGUUGAAGGUAAUUGCUGCUUUGAACUUGUAUUGUGUUGUUUUAACAUUUUACUUUUUUUUUUAAUGUGCACUACACCACGGAGCUGGGAGGGGGAAAACAUUCAAUCUGAGCAUUUCAAGCAAGGCUUUACUCUGCGUCGUCAACGUCCGACGGCCUGCAGAUACUGUAAAAAUACAGUAAAUAGGAAAAUGUGUUCUUACUUAGUCCAGUAAAUACGCGCCAGUCGGCUAAUAUGAACUCUUCGCCUGCUAGAAUGCAAGAUUGUUUUGCUGCGUGUUACUUGAACGCCAACAUUUUCACUCAAGUCGUCUUUAACUUGUGCUUGAAAUCAGACGGUGGCUGGUGUGUCUCAAAUGGAACACUUCCGUCAGUACACCGUGUAAGUAAGUGCGCCAAUUGAGACACAGCGGCAAUUUUUCGGCAUAUCCUCGGGAGGUAUCUAAAACUAGCAUGCUAAAUAGUCUUGAACACUUGAUUAAAACACACUGAAGCGUUACAGCCGUCGUGUCAUUGGAGUCGCAUCUUUAGGCUUGAGUGGGUUUAUGCCAUCCAUUUGUUGUUGUUGUUUUUUUGACCACUUGCCUGUUUAGGGUCGUGUGGAAGCUGGAACCUAUCCCAGCUUGCCUCCAGUCAGGCACAUAGCCAAGCAUACAGUCACUGAGCGGGACUCCAUCCCAGCCAUGUCAACCACUACAUUCUAUCCACACGCUAACUUUAAGUAUUAAAAAAAAGUAGUGUACAUAUGCGAGGGGUCGCUCUUGUAUCCCGCUCAGUGGAAAUGUUUACUGUACUCUUUGAUACUGGAAGGCCUGAUAUAUUUCUAGAGCAGAAUUUGGAUUUUAUGCAAAAUGUUAACUGUUUCCUUUUCAAUUAAAAGCAAUAAAUGAGAGAGGGGGGAGAAAAAAAGAAGAAAGGUGUCACAUUUUGUCCAGAGUGGUGUGCAUGAACUGAAAAUGGCAUUUUUGUAUGUAAGGUUUUUGAAAACCUCAUGGUCAACACACAUUUUCCAAAAAAUCUUACUUGUAAAAAAAAAAAAAAAAAUCAUAAUUGAAGGUUUAUAAUAGCAAACAGUCGCCACUAGUGGGUGCUGUACGUUUUUCGCCCACGCACUUUUCUUCUGGGAGAGCUUGAAUGAAUGAAAUUGACAAUUGUUUUCAACACACGACACAGUAGAUCCCCGCUGUGCGCGGGAACAACCCCCCAGCAAAUGGUGGAAAACCGCAAUUAAUGUACGCACCCAUACAGUCAACUGCAAUUUCACGCCUCGUCAACGCCUCUUCUUGCUGGAA